AUGGCCGAGACGGAGGAGAAAGUCACAACGACCCCUCUACCGGACACUAGUCGAGAAGGGUCUCUCCAUACCGGGAAGCAAACGCCACAAGCAGCCAAGGAACCGAACAGGAACAAUGAACUUGUCGACUAUCUCUCACAGGACAUUCGAACAACACUGUUCGUUGAGCUCCAACUCUUGCUGAUCACGUUCUGCACAGGCAUUCAAGAUGCAACGACGUUCCCCGACUAUCACUGCUUCGCCUCGAACCAAACCGGCAACACCAUCUUCCUCUGCCUGGCAUUGAUCAUGCCGCAGUUCAACGGUGACAUGUUUUAUACUGCCAACAUCGGCACGGGAUUAGGCGUAUUCCUCGUCGCAGGAUGGUUGACCGGCCAAAUAGGCCACAUCGUCGGGCCUCGCAAGCGAUGGUGGCUUAUUUUUUGCAACCUGAUUCAAACCGGCCUUGUCUUUGCUGCGACCGGCAUUCAAUAUCGGCACGGAGUCCAUGAUCAUGGUUGGAGCGCUGUUGUCGUCGUCGCCCUGUUGGCGUUCGCCGCCGGCAGCCAGGUGGUGCAGUCUCGAAGCUUGGCCGCGACCGAAAUCAGCACUGCGAUGGCGACGGCAGCGUGGGUGGACUUGAUGAUUGACCAGAAGCUCUUUGUUCUGGACAACCGACCGCGGACGAGGCGAGUUGCGUUUCUUCUGGCGCUUGUCAUCGGGGGCUUGGUCGGUGCCCUGAUUUAUCGCACUGCCGGGUCAGGGGCUGCGCUUGCUGUGUCUGGGGCGGGCAAGGGACUGGCUGGUCUCUUGUACAUUUUCUCAGGGGCCGAGAAGAAGAAGGUCAACACAUCGGAGGUGUAA
This is a messenger RNA of Trichoderma citrinoviride, 843 nucleotides long. RefSeq lists its product as hypothetical. The record is from RefSeq and is a predicted model, not a curated record. Lineage: Eukaryota; Fungi; Ascomycota; Sordariomycetes; Hypocreales; Hypocreaceae. The transcript has 2 exons. The coding region runs from base 1 to 843 and encodes 280 amino acids.